Molecule: messenger RNA, 4686 nt
Organism: Nicotiana attenuata
Lineage: Eukaryota; Viridiplantae; Streptophyta; Magnoliopsida; Solanales; Solanaceae
Product: pleiotropic drug resistance protein 1-like
Exons: 20
Coding region: 166-4422 (1418 amino acids)
Cellular component (GO): membrane
Molecular function (GO): ATP hydrolysis activity; ABC-type transporter activity; ATP binding
Source: RefSeq, a predicted model, not a curated record
GAGGCAUAUAUAAGACAAAUUGCAAAUAUUAGUGGCAAAUUAAAUUUGGACCUUUUCACUUCUAUAUAUAGCCCGCAUCUUUUUUGUACUUACUUCUAUAUAAUCCCUUAGACUUUAGACCUUAAAAGAAAGUUUCUUGCAUUUUGAUAUAGUGAUUGGUUCAAAAUGGAGCCAACAAAUUCAAGUAAUUUUCGACCAAGUAGUAUGAGGGGAAGUUUAAGGUUGAAAAACAAUUCUAAAUGGAGAAAUAAUAGUACUGCUUUUAAUCAUUCAACAAGAGAUGAAGAUGAUGAAGAAGCUCUUAAAUGGGCAGCUCUUGAAAAACUCCCAACAUUUGAUCGUUUGAAAAAAGGUCUUUUAUUUGGAUCACAAGGUGCAUCUGCUGAAGUUGAUAUAAAUAAUCUUGGAUUUCAAGAAAGAAAGAAUUUACUUGAAAGGCUUGUGGAAGUUGCAGCUGAAGAUAAUGAGAAGUUUUUGUUGAAACUCAAGGAAAGAACUGACAGAGUUGGGAUUGAUUUGCCAUCAAUAGAAGUAAGAUAUGAGCAUCUAACUAUUGUAGCAGAUGCAUAUGUAGGAAGCAGAGCUUUGCCUACAUUUACCAACUUCAUCACUAAUUUUAUUGAGGCAAUGUGGAACUCUCUUCAUAUCCUACCAAAUCGAAAGAGGCAACUCACUAUUCUAAAUGAUGUGAGUGGUAUCAUUAAGCCUUGUAGAUUGACUUUGCUUUUAGGACCUCCAGGUUCUGGUAAAACUACACUUUUAUUAGCUUUGGCUGGAAAGCUUGACCCUUCCCUUAAGGUUACUGGGAAGGUAACCUACAAUGGACAUGAAAUGGAUGAAUUUGUGCCACAAAGAACUGCUGCUUAUAUUAGUCAGUUUGAUUUGCACAUUGGAGAAAUGACUGUGAGAGAAACUUUAGAAUUCUCUGCCAGAUGCCAGGGAGUUGGCUCUCGUUAUGAGAUGUUGGCUGAACUGGCAAGAAGAGAGAAAGCAGCUAAUAUCAACCCAGAUCCUGAUAUUGAUAUCUUCAUGAAGGCAGCAGCGACAGAGGGACAAGAAGCCAAUUUUGUUACAGAUUAUGUUCUUAAGCUAUUGGGGUUGGAUAUUUGUGCAGAUAGUAUGGUAGGAGAUGAAAUGAUAAGGGGUAUCUCAGGAGGACAAAAGAAGCGUGUGACGACAGGUGAAAUGUUUGUUGGACCGUCAAAGGCACUUUUCAUGGAUGAAAUCUCAACUGGAUUGGAUAGUUCCACGACUUAUUCCAUUGUGAAUUCUCUAAGACAUUCUGUGCAAAUCUUGAAUGGAACUACUUUGGUAUCUCUCCUGCAGCCAGCACCCGAGACCUACGACUUGUUUGAUGAUAUAAUUCUGUUAUCAGAUGGGCAAAUUGUCUAUCAGGGUCCUCGAGAAGACGUCCUUGGCUUCUUUGAGUCUAUGGGUUUCAAAUGCCCUGAUAGAAAAGGCGUGGCCGACUUCUUGCAAGAAGUGACAUCAAAGAAGGAUCAACAACAAUAUUGGGUGAGGACGGAUGAGCCUGACAGGUUUAUCACUUCAAAAGAAUUUUCUGAGGCAUAUGGCGCAUUCCAUGUUGGAAGGAAAUUAGAAGAUGAGCUUUCAGCCUCAUAUGACAAGAGCAAAAGCCAUCCCGCUGCUUUGACAACUCAAAAGUACGGUAUAGGGAAGAAACAACUCUUAAAGGUCUGCACUGAAAGAGAACUCUUGUUAAUGAAGAGGAACUCAUUUGUUUACGUCUUCAGGUUCACACAGCUUUUAUUAAUUGCACUCACGACGAUGACUCUAUUUUUCCGAACUGAGAUGCCCCGUGAUACUAUAGAUGAUGGAGGAAUAUACACCGGCGCCCUCUUUUUCAUUGUCGUCAUAAUUUUAUUUAAUGGAAUGUCUGAGAUCGCCUUGACAAUUCUAAAACUUCCUGUCUUCUACAAGCAAAGGGACCUUCUCUUUUUCCCUUCAUGGGCUUAUGCAAUUCCCUCUUGGAUACUUAAAAUCCCUAUAACAUUUAUUGAAGUUAGUCUUUGGGUGUUCCUCACCUACUAUGUCAUUGGAUUUGAUCCGAACCCAGGAAGAUUGUUCAAACAUUUCUUGCUACUCAUAAUAGUAAACCAGAUGGCAUCAGGAUUGUUCCGCUUCAUUGGGGCAGUAGGAAGGACCAUGGGAGUUGCUAAUACAUUUGGAACAUUUGCUCUGGUUAUACUAUUUACAUUGGGCGGAUUCGUCCUUUCACGAGAUGAUGUGACGAAAUGGUGGAUAUGGGGUUACUGGUCUUCACCAAUGAUGUAUUCUCUGAAUGCAAUUUUUGUGAAUGAAUUUGAUGGGAAACAGUGGAAACAUAUUGCACCAAAUGGAACUGAGUCACUUGGAGCUGCAGUUGUAAGAUCUCGAGGCUACUUCCCAGAAGCAUCGUGGUACUGGAUAGGUAUUGGGGCGCUUAUUGGAUUCACAAUCAUAUUUAACAUGUGCUACAGUAUUGCACUCGCUUAUCUCAACCCAUACGGUAAGCCACAAGCUAUGCUACCAGAAGACAAUGAAGAUGCCAAUGAGAAAGAGGGUUCCAGUAGUGAGGGUCAGAAAAAGAAAAAGGGAAUGGUUCUUCCAUUUGAGCCGCAUUCCAUCGCCUUUGAUGAAGUUAUAUACUCUGUUGACAUGCCUCAGGAAAUGAAAGAUCAGGGCGCCACUGAAGAUAGACUGGUACUUCUGAAGGGUGUAAGUGGAGCUUUUAGGCCCGGUGUUUUGACAGCUUUGAUGGGAGUUAGUGGGGCCGGGAAAACGACGUUGAUGGAUGUAUUAGCGGGAAGAAAAACAGGAGGAUAUAUUGAGGGUAGCAUCAAGAUUUCUGGCUAUCCCAAGAAGCAAGAAACUUUUGCUCGUAUAUCUGGAUACUGUGAGCAGAAUGACAUCCAUUCUCCUUAUGUUACAGUUUAUGAGUCGUUAAUAUACUCAGCUUGGCUGCGUUUACCUCAUGAUGUUGACGAAAAGACAAGAAAGAUGUUUGUUGAGGAAGUUAUGGAACUUGUGGAGCUUACACCAUUAAGAUUAGCCUUAGUUGGUUUGCCAGGAGUCGAUGGUCUCUCAACUGAGCAACGGAAAAGGUUGACCAUUGCAGUGGAACUAGUGGCAAACCCCUCUAUCAUUUUCAUGGAUGAACCAACUUCGGGGCUAGAUGCAAGGGCCGCUGCAAUUGUUAUGAGAACUGUUAGGAACACUGUUGACACAGGAAGAACCGUUGUUUGUACCAUCCAUCAACCUAGUAUCGACAUUUUUGAAGCCUUUGAUGAGCUAUUCCUAAUGAAACGAGGAGGACAAGAGAUAUAUGUUGGUCCGUUGGGUCGCCAUUCUUGCCAUUUGAUCAAAUACUUUGAGUCAAUGCCUGGGGUAAGUAAAAUAAAAGAUGGCUAUAAUCCAGCAACUUGGAUGUUAGAAGUCACAGCAUUGGCUCAGGAAAUGAUAUUAGGGGUUGAAUUUGCUGAUUUAUACAAGACAUCGGACCUUUACAGAAGGAACAAAGCGCUGAUAAGCGAACUAAGUAUGCCUCGCCCUGGUUCCAAAGACCUGCAUUUUGAUAGUCAAUACUCACAGCCAUUCUGGACCCAAUGUAUGGCCUGCCUUUGGAAGCAACACUGGUCAUACUGGCGUAAUCCUGCUUAUACUGCAGUCAGAUUUCUUUUCACAACCUUCAUUGCCCUGGUCUUCGGGUCAAUGUUCUGGGAUCUUGGUACUAAAGUGAGUAAGAGCCAAGAUCUAUUUAACGCUAUGGGAUCCAUGUAUGCUGCUGUUCUCUUCCUUGGUGUACUAAAUUCAUCAUCAGUGCAGCCUAUUGUAGCGGUUGAGCGUACAGUAUUUUACAGGGAAAGAGCUGCUGGGAUGUAUUCUGCCAUACCCUAUGCCUUUGGACAGGUUUUCAUUGAAAUCCCUUAUGUCUUUGUGCAAGCUGUUUCCUAUAGUGUCAUUGUGUACGCUAUGGUUGCAUUUGAAUGGACACCGGCCAAGUUCUUUUGGUACUUGUUCUUCAUGUAUUUCACCCUAUUGUACUACACCUUCUAUGGUAUGAUGACCAUUGCUGUUACCCCAAAUCAAAAUGUUGGUCAAAUCGCCGGCUUUUUAUUCCAUGUCAUAUGGAAUCUUUUCUCAGGAUUCAUCGUUCCACGACCUUGUAUGCCCAUAUGGUGGAGAUGGUACUAUUGGGCUAAUCCUGUUGCCUGGACUUUGUAUGGUUUGGUUGUAUCACAAUACGGGGACCUCCAAAAUAAACUUAGCGAUGAUCAAACAGUGGAACAAUUCUUGAGAAGUUACUUCGGGUUCAAGCAUGAUUUUCUUGGAGUAGUGGCAGCUAUGACUGUUGCAUAUGCUGUUGUUUUUGCCUUCACAUUUGCUUUUGGUAUUAAGGCAUUCAAUUUCCAGAAAAGAUAGAAGAGUUUACCUACUGAAGAGCAAGAUUGGAGAAGAGCUGAUUAUUAAACUACUAGCUAGUAUAUAUAGGCCAAAACAUGAAGUAUAUGUUCUGUAACUUUUUUUCAUUCUUGAAUCCCAAGUUUUUGUGUAGAGCUAAUAAGUUGUAUGUGUUGAAUGAAAAUAUAGUGGCAACUUUGUUCCAUUUGUACGGUCAAAUCUCUCUAUGACAGCCUAAUUUGUUCCAGCUUGUUUUGGCUGUUAUAAGGAAUUGGUGAAAAAUUA